AUGAAGGUUGAUAUUGCCGAGUAUGUGGCAGCUUGUGGUGUAUGUCAACAGGAAGUGUGUUUCCCCCUGUGUUGGGAUUCGUCUGGUGAGAGGGCUGUGCUUGGUCCUGAGAUCAUUCAGCAGACUGCCGAGAAAGUGUGGGAGAUACGGCAGAACAUGUUGGCCGCUCAGAGCCGACAGAAGAGUUAUGCAGAUGUGAGGAGACGUGAGCUGGAGUUUGUGGUAGGUGACCAAGUUCUCCUCAGAGUAUCGCCCACAAAGGGUGUUGUUCGAUUUGGCACUACAGGGAAGCUUAGCCCGAGGUACAUUGGACCUUUUGUCAUCACAGCUCGAGUUGAUAGUUUGGCUUACCGUCUACAGUUACCAGAUUCUAUGAGUGGUGUGCAUAAUGUCUUCCAUGUAUCCAUGUUGAGGAAGUAUCUGCGGGAUCCAGAGCAUAAGAUUGAUCUUGAGCCUAUCAGAGUACAACAGGACUUGUCUGUUGAGUGUCGCCCAAUGCCUAUCUUCGACACGUUAGAACGAGUCAUGAGGAAGAGGAUGAUCAAAUAUGUGAAGGUUUUAUGGACUAAUCAGUCGGAACGUUCAGCUACUUGGGAACUCGAGGAGCAAAUGCGUAAGAGGUAUCCAGCGCUCUUCGAGGAAGGUCAAUUUCAAGUUUUGGUUUAA
Phragmites australis (common reed) is the source of this 666-nucleotide messenger RNA. RefSeq lists its product as uncharacterized. The transcript is spliced from 2 exons. NCBI's taxonomy places the organism in Eukaryota, Viridiplantae, Streptophyta, Magnoliopsida, Poales, Poaceae. The coding region runs from base 1 to 666 and encodes 221 amino acids. The record is from RefSeq and is a predicted model, not a curated record.